Triticum dicoccoides is the source of this 591-nucleotide messenger RNA. RefSeq lists its product as uncharacterized. The record is from RefSeq and is a predicted model, not a curated record. Bases 15 to 416 code for a protein of 133 amino acids. The transcript is spliced from 4 exons. Lineage: Eukaryota; Viridiplantae; Streptophyta; Magnoliopsida; Poales; Poaceae.
AAGAGGAAGAGAGAAUGGUGAAGGAGAAGGGGAAUGAGAAGGGAAAGGGUGCUGGUAAGGAGAAUGGGAAGCCGAAGGGUGCUGGUAAGGAGAAUGGGAAGGCAAAGGCAAAGGAAAAGAGCUUGAAUUACCUAAUUAGGCAAGAUUCGGCGCUGCCUCCUCUAGUUCCGAGGAAGAAGAGCAAACCUAAGGUGCAGAUUAAGAAGGCGAAAGACUUUCCCAAUGCCCCAAUGGGAGAGUUAAUUUAUGACUACAGGAGUUCGUUAAAACCGGUUAUGGUGGAGGCAUUAGUUUGUGGUGCAAGUUAUAUAAAGGGUGCUCACGUUGACUUGAAUCUGGUGCCGAGGGAUGAGAAUGAAGAGGAUGAUGUUGAAACCAUCAAGUUACCCAUCGUGGAGGAGAUCAACGAUUGGUAACAAUUCUUCCUACAUGUUUCACUUGGUAUACGAUACCAAACAUUAUUUAUGUGAAUGUUGCUUAUCUUGUAGACACUCAUCAUGUGGAUGUUGAUCUUGAUCUUGCUAUUUUGGAGACGAAUGUCAAAGUGAUCUUUCUCAUGGGAAGGCUACUUUUGCAUUUGGGUUAUGUUCG